AACUGAGAACAGGACCUGAAUCUCGGCGUCGUCGCCGCUAAACAGCACUCUUGAUGGUCGUAAUCCUAGUAGAUCGUGAUGCUUUGAAAUACAUACUCGUAAAACGCGCACGCCAACGUAAAGGUCGUCGAGACCGGAAAAUAGUGAAAAUACGAAAAAGAUCUAUAGUUCAGUGGAAAAAUAGAAAACCAGAUUGGAUAUUUCCGAACGUGUGUUUUGAUUUGACAUUUUCAUUACAAGCAUCUGACUGACCUAUAAACAAGCGAAUAGGAAGUUGAAAUUAAUAUCGAUGUAACUAGUCAUCACGAAACUUCUAUUUUGAUCGAUGACCGUUAAGAUGAACCUCGAUGUAAAAUCAGACAUAGCAUGGUGCGCCAAACCGAUCAUCGGUCAACAGACAAUCGGAACGCACGGAUUUAUGCCUGCCGUGUUUUGAGAAAUUCAUCCAGUUGGCAGCGUCCCAACGUCGACGUCGUAUGUCGCCGUCGACUGGCUAGAGUUGGGAAACUUAUUCCUUAUAGUUGCGUUUUAUCAACAAUGUUGAUUUGAAAUAAAGAUCCAAAUCAUUUUAGAACAACGAAUAACUAACCACGGUCACCUCGAGGACUUCCAAAACUUAUUAAAUGUGUAAAAUAUCGUAUCUUCGAAACUGGUAAAAAGUAACAGUUAGCACCGUAGCGUCUUAUCUUUACGUCGAGCAGGUUAUGACGGCGCGAGAAGUCGUGCUGGAAGGUGGUGCUCCGUGGGGUUUUCGCAUGCACGGUGGAGUUGAACAUAAUCAGCCGUUGAGAAUUUCUAGGGUUAACCCGGGAAGUAAAGCCGCACUAAAAGGAAUUAGAGAAGGAGAUUUGAUCUCGUCAAUUAACGGACAAUCCACGAAAUACGUAACGAAUUCAGAAGCCCACGGAUUUCUGAAAAAUGCAGGAGAAAUACUCAAAUUAGGAUUGAAUGAAGACCCAUGCGGAUCACCCAAAAGAAGACAGUACAGAACAGUACAUCAAGAAACAUUAGAAGAAACCGUGAAAAGAUCCAGUUUGACGACAUACUCAGUUUCUAGAACAUCCGAAGCUACUGAUUCGCCAACUGAAUCUCCUCACAAAACAGGACAAUCUUACUUAGAUGAUUCCACCAUCAUACCACACAGCGACUUAUUAGUGACAAAAAAAUCGACUUCUUCAAGUUCAUCAUCACCAACUCUAACAAAAGAAGAUCUGAAGUACACAUCGUCAGAUCAUGCACUAGCUUCACAAAGAUCUUCUUAUACAAACUGUACCAUAAGUCCAUCCAGUCCAUCUGUAUUAUCCGAAGACGGCAAAUGUAGCUGUAUCCCGAGCCAAGACAACAUAGACAAACAAAAUUUAGAUACUAACAUGGAUAGUCACGUUAAUUCAAAGUCGAAAAGACGAAGACAAAGGCGAAAAAAUAAUCGUAAACAGACAGAAUCUCUUGAAAAAAAUAAGCAAAAUUGUACAAUUAGUGAAACCACCGAAUCUGAAAGUAAUCAGGUAAAAAAUGUUGUUCAACAAGAUUAUAUCGUUCAAUCACCUGUUGAACUUACCGAAAAUAAAACAAAUACAAUUAAUAGUAACCCAAAACCAAUAAAAAGUAGAAGUUUAGACGAUGACGACAUGGUUAAAAUACAAGAAGUAUCUGAAGUUAGCGAAAAUGAAGAUAAAGAUACCCAAGCAGUAGUAUCAGAAGCAUCUGAAAGUGAAGUCGAAUGGGAAGAAACAUCCGAUUUAAAUACUGAUCCGCCUAUUCACGGUUCUCUAAGUAGUUCUACAAUACCUUUGGAAGUUUGUAGUAGCGAACAAGUAACGCUCAUGUCUCCUGAAGAAGAAAAAAAUCUCAGAGAUUUCCUCGAAGGUCUAAAUUUGAUAAACGGUCCUCUAGAAGCAGCAAAUCAAGUUAUAGAUAAAAAAUCGAUGGAUUCUUUAAAACAACGAAAAGCCAAAAAGAAAGCUGAACUACAAGAAUAUUUUCUACCAAUUUAUCAAAAUCCGCGAUAUCUCGAUGUGAUUAGCGAAGAAUCUAGCGAUCGUGACAGUGAUAAAGAGCAAAAUAAUAAAACUCACAUCCUAAGAAAAGGUACUCCAGAACAAGAUACACCUGUUCUACCUCCAAAAGUCCCACCACGAUUAAAUAGAGAGAGAAAGAAAUAUCUACCUCCAAUAGAACAAGCACCAGCAGUAUUAGUUGAUACCAAAUUGGUAACUAUACCUGCAGCAACAGAAUCGGUUUGCAGCACUUCAUUUAAAACAGAAGAAAAAGCAACUGCAGAAGAAGUUGAAAUUGUAUAUUUGACUUCAUCCGAAACAGAUUCUACAGAGGAAAUUGAUAGUGCCAGUAGUGAUAGUUACGUAAUCGGAUCUGAUGAUAAUAGUAGCGUUGAAGAUUUAAGUGAAAAGACUAUAAUAAAUGAAGAAACUGACCAGAAACUAAAGUGUAUUCAUUACACCGAUAACGUAGAAAUAAAAGAAAAUAAAGAAAUAAAUUCACCAAACGAAAGAUUAGAAACUCGAUCAUCUUCACAUUGUCAAUUUAUCUUGAAAAGCAACAAAACUUUCAACGAUAACAAUGAAUCUUCUAUAACUGUCGAUUUAUCAUCACAACUUACUCCACCACCAACACCAGAUAACGUAUCUCCAAAAGUUACCAAAAAUAUUAUUCCGAUACAUAUAACUGAUAUAACAAGGAAAGAGAAAUCCUCGGAAUUAUUACAAGAGAAACAGCAUUCGUCGUUUCCCGAUGAAAAUACUAUCUAUACCAAUAGUAUAACCCCACCACCACCAUCUAGAUCAAGUUCUUCUUCUAGAAGCGGUAGUUCAAGUAGAGAAAGCUCCCAAUGUACAGCUAAAUAUAAUCCAUCAAAUUCUUCAAUUACAGAUGUAAUUUCAUUAUCUAAAAAUGAAGAAAAGCAAUACUACCAAGCUCUAACGCUCAGAGAAAUAUGCUUGAAAGUCCUGUUAGCAUUACCGUUUGGAAAAGAAGUGCUGGAAGAACUAGCUGACGUCUCUAAAUACAUAGAAUCCUAUACCAAAUCUCUACCCAGUUAUGUCUUACCUAAAUUAGCUCCUAACUUAGCACAGUGUGAUGAUAAAACACAAACAAACAAUAAUAUUUUUUCUUAUAACCUUUCAGUCCAUUUACCUCCCAAAAAAUUACCAGAAGAUAUAAUCAACGUCGAAGAUAUUAUUAAAAAAAACGAUAAAGAAGUUGAUAGAGAUAAAUCACAGAAAAUUGAAAGGAUAAUACCGAUAGAACAACAAUGUAUAAAAAGUACUGAGACGAAAUGUAGUAAAGAAAUUAUUAUUCCAAUUGAUAUUAUUAAUAGUGAUAAGUUUUGUGGAAAAAUAGAACCUAAAGAAAGAAUAAUACCGAUUCAACAAGAAAUAAGUAGUGAACAGGAAAGUGGAAAUAAAAUGAGUGGAAAAGAAAUGUAUAUGAAGAAAUUUAGUGAGGAAAUUAAUAUUUCAAGUGGAAUUAUUGUUGAUGAUGAAUUAAUUAAAAAAGGAGAUACCAAAGAAAGGAUAAUACCAAUAAAAAAAGUUGGCGAAGAAAACGAAAGUAGAACAGCUGAAGAAGCCGUGAAUAGACAAGAGGUCAAUAUGAAAAAAUCUAGUAAAGAGAUUAAUAUUCCAAUUGAAAUUAUUAAUGGCGAUAGAUCUAAUAACAAAGAAGAUACUAAAGAAAGAGUAAUACCAAUUCAACAAGAAAUUGAUUGGGAAAGCGGAAGGAAUAAAGAAAAUAAAGGGAGUCGAAAAGCAAUCAAUAUACCAAUUAUCAAAGAUUGGGUCGGCAUACCAACUGAAAACGAUCCUUCUUUGCUACUUUGCGUAUCGCCUAAACAAAAAGAUGUUUUAGAUAAGACUAAACAAAUAUCAAACGAAGCUGGAAAGCUAUUAGAACUCCACGAAAAAUUCGUAAACAGAAUAAAUUCUCAUGAAGAAGAAAAAAAGAUAACUGUCACUACAAAGCAAUCGGACAAUUCCAGUAGACUUCUUUCGAUAAUUCGAGAAGAACCAAUUGCAUCAAAUAACGAUAAAGAUUAUAUAUAUUUCGUAGAAAAAGAUCCCAAAGACGGCCACCUGGCUACUUUACCUCGAAACGCUAGUAAAUCCCGACUGAAUGCUAAGGAUUUAACUGAAUGGCUUAAUUUAGCGCGGAACAAAAGUAUGAGUGAAAGCAAUUUGACCACAGCUCCGGAUAUUCCCGAAAAUAACUUAAGAAAUUAUCUCAAUAUACCAGCGGCGCCUAGGAGACGUACGUCGCUUCCUCACGAUAUUUACGAAAAACAAAUGCUGUAUAUACAAGAAAAAGAGAGAGAAAUUCAGGGACAAUUAGAGGCGUUGGAGGAAGAAAAAAGGAAAUUAAACUCCGAGAUGAUUUCCUCUAAAGAGUUUCAUGUCGAAGAUUACAAUUUUUCGCGUAAAGGCGAUUACGCAGAAUCCAAAAAACGACCAACAUCGAUGCCUUUAAUACCGACGGAAUAUUUCCGUCAACAAAUGUUUGAAGAAUAUAUGGAUAAAUUCGCCGAAAGGGAGGAUAGAAAACAGCACAAAAUAAUCAAAGUCACUUCUUCCAAAGAUAUUAAUGAAGAAAAAAAAACAACGCCGAAAAAAGAAAUUAUACACCCGAUUCAAAUAGAAGACGAAUUUAUGAAUAAAGUUAAACAAAAACAACAAGAAGGAAAAUUGGAAAAAGUGAAAAGUUUAGAUAAAGAAAAAGAGAUUGUAGAACAAGAGCAAAACGAACCGCCGGUACUAAUUAUGGACGGUGAAAAACUGAAGGAGGCCAAGGCAUUACCGAAACAUUUACAAGAGUUCGUUGGACCUGACGGUAUCUGGUCGCCGGGGCAAAAAAUAGAUUUCUCUCCAAUUAAAGAAUCAAAUCACAAAGAAUACGACAGACAAGAUGAAUCUAUUCCACCGGUUUGGACUCCGAAGAGUGCUAAUUCUAGUCCAGUUGCCGAACGUAAAGAGUUUCGUCCAAUUAGUUUCCAGUCUCCUGUGCUAAAUAGAAGAAACAGAACUUCAUCAGAGAGCCUAGGAUCGAAGUCACAAGCUCAGGUACCACCUUGGAAUAACUUGGAUUAUAACAGCGACACAGGAUCGGCGUCUUCAAUUUUAGAUCGAAAAUUAACCACCAGCUAUUCCACUCCCGCGACCGGAUUUAGCGACUUUUCUGGUACCACUCGUCUCCCUAAAGCACAAAAUCCUACUAUAACUUUACUUCAGAAAGCUAGAGAAGGCCAGCUACCCAAAGGGGCUCAUUAUAUUGAUCAAGAACAAAGACAAUUUCAGCUUAGACCGAAAAGUGAUAAGCCACCUGUAGCUGGACCCAGUGAAAUAUUAUACCAAAUUAAAAACGAACAUACGAGCGAAUCCGAUACCGAAAAACCUCGUAAAAUGACGGAUUUAGGAUCUAGGAAAUUCCAAGGAAUUGGACCUGUCAGUAGAGACGGCAUGCCCUUGGUUCUUAGAUCUGAGGUGAAAGAUCAAAAUCAAUCGAAAUGGUACAAACGGAUGUACGAUACCAUUCACAAACAAAAACCCCAUAAUGACGAAUAUGUUACAAUUCGAUAUAAACAAAAAAGAGCACAAUACCCUUAUACUUCUGGUUACCUUUCCGAACCGGAGCCGGGAGCAUACGACAGCGACUUCACCGACUACAAAUAUCAAACACUUGAUAGAAGACGACCUGUACCACAAGAUAAAUCUGCAAACUACAUAUCCUCAACAAUGCCAAGGCCAACUGUAAAUAGAUCGAUUUCCUCCGACAUUGUUAGAAAUACAAGUUCAGAUUAUAAAAAUCUGCCGGGUAAGAUAGAAAACUAUACUCCAGGGCAUUCCUCUAUAUCAGAUAAAGAAGCAAAACAGUGGUGGGACGAGGUCAUGGACAUAUUUGACGGGUGGCUAGACGAUAACUCGGCUCUUCCCAGUUAUGAAGUCAUGUUCGCAAGGGCGCUGUCGAGAUCUCAUUUAGAACAACAGUCAAGAAUCCAGUCUCAUCCGAGGAGCUUCAUUAAUCAAGCCCUUAAAGAAUCUGGAUAUGAAAGUGACUCGACGUUGGUAUUUAAAAGAAGAGAAGAAGCGAUGCAGCAACUUAAUCCUAACCAACAAAAAGAAGCCUACAAGGUGAUUCAAAAAGGCGGCGAUGUUCCUUUGCAAGGUCUUCGUAAACCUGCUCCUGAACGACCAAAAGAAACCGAUUUUGUGGAGUUUUUUCCAAUAUCAUCGACAUUAACCAGAGUGAGACUCCAUAAAAACAUAAAACCUCAAAAAGAAGUACUUUGCUAUCCGAUUACUGUUCAACAUAGAACGCAAAAUACGUUUUCCAAUUAUAAAAGAACAGCUCCUUCAACCGCUAUACCUACUCCUCCUCCAAUUCCACCUCCAUCUCCACCUCGAAGGAAAUCUUCCAGAAAUAAUCCGACUUUAAGAUUAGUAUCCACAUUGAAAGUUAAAUCUGAAAAAUCGCCGAUUUGUAAAAGGCACGAAACUUGUUUUACAACAAACUCAAACAUCGACAAAUCCAAAAUUAACUAUCUCAGAGAUAAAAUAACUUGCAAAUUAUCUCCGACUCCUAAUAAAAGAAGCCCAAGUCCAAAAUUGAGGGUGAUCAAAAAAAUUACAGCUCCAUCAGAUCUCAAGAAUAAAAUUACAUCUACUGUUACAACUUCUAGAGAUUCGACGAAUUCAAUAAGACGAAUUCACAGUAAAACAAAUAUUCAAAGUGGUAGAUCAAAAUCAUCCGAUUCCCCGAGAAAUACUUCAACCAAAAGAAGUCCUCUAACCUCAUCGAUGGAAAGUUUGAACGCUUCGAGAGGUACUACAAAAACUUUCGGAACUGAAAAGAAGAAAUUCAAUCUCAAUUUACAAACAACUAAAUUAGCUAAAUCCCCCGAUCUCGUUUCACCUACUGAAGUCAAAAAAGCUUCCAUGAUGAAUUUAACUCAAGGAACUAUUUACAAAAAAACGAACGCGCCUCUUUCUUCGUCUAAAACGAAUGGUAAAACCAAAGAAUAUAUACCUAUAAAGGUGGGAGUAUCUGAGAGGGGAAGAAAUAUAUUAAAAACAAGCAUCACGUCUUCUUCCAAAGUAAAAAGAGCAUCACCUUCUUCGUCACCUUCGUCAUCAACAAAAACAGUAUCUCCAAAACUACAAAAAAAGAAGCUUACCACAAAACCGGCGAAAGUAAAAGACUCUAAAGAAAAUCAAAAAUUUAAAAAGGAAAAAAUGAACGGAGAAAUAAAAAAAGAUACAAAAUCUGCUAAACCAAAAAUAAUACAAAGUCAAAAAAAGAAUAAAACCAAAGAAGAAGAUGCCUCUACGUCAAUACUGAAUGAUAUUCGUAAACAAAAGAAAUGUAUUGAAAGCAAUCAUUUCUUCCAGAAUCUAUUUUUAAGAGAUUCCUCCCCAACACCUUCGUACCUCACCAAAAGUUCGUGGAUUGUGGAAAAAACAAACCAAUUGCACCGAAGAAGAUCCUCAUUUCCAGAACCGAGUAUCAGUGCUAUGAAAGUAUAUCUUAAACACACUAAACCAGUUAGUGAAUCUAAAUUUGUGAGUCUAGAUAUGGCUGCGAUACGCUCUAGAUCAGUUAGUCCUAAAUCCGUUACAUUUAGCGACACCUCUAAGGGUGUAAAUAGAGAAAUUCCCAAAAGAAGUUCGAGUUUACCGGUCAAAUUAGAUAGUCCGAGAAAAAAAAUGAUAUUUUCGGAAACUAGUAGACCAAUAUCUCCUGUAAUACAGCACAAGAAAUUACUGUCUCCACCUCCAUCUCCAAAAUUAUGUAGAUCGCCAUCUUGUAGAAAAAUAAUGCAAUAUAAGAGUCAACAAACUGAUAACAAAAAUUCGGAUCUUUCACUGUAUAUGUGUCCGAGUUUAAAUUACAGUAAUACCUCACUAGAUUCGUUCAAAAGUGAGGAUUUCAAUAAAUAUUUUCCCGAACAAAAUCCAAAAUCUCACGAUAAAUUCAGAGAUUUAAAUCAUUUUUAUUCGGAAAUAGAAAAAGUCGGUGAAUUGGAAAAGAUUUUCAACGUUAAACCGAGAAGAAGGUGUGAAUCUGAAAUCAUUGAUUUCGAUAGAUGGAAAGAAGUAAGAACGCGCGAACGUGCCGAACAAGAAUUAGAUUCACUCUACAACCAAAUAAAGCAAGAAGAAAAAGAAAAAGGAUUUUUAUAUAUUCCCAAAGACGUCGCACGUUACAAAUGGAAAAAAGAAUGCGAUAGAGGACUUAGAAUUAAAGAAAAAUCAGUCGAUGAUAUAAAGGAAGAAUUUGAAAAAAUAAAAAAUGAAAAAUCUACUCGGGAAAUUGCAAAAAGAAAAGAAAUGGCUCUAAUAAAAGACACAUAUAAACCUCUAUGGAGAGGAUAUUCGGUUGUAAAUAUGGUUAAUAAUAUAGCAGAUCGUCGAUCGCAUUCCGAAGGAAGAAUUAAAUCAACCAAACAAAACUCGAACGAUUCGGAAAAUAUAUUUCCGCAUGGAAUAGGCACUAAACUGUGGAGUAGUCUUUCCAUGGAACAAAUUAAUAUUUUAAAAAAUCAAUUAGCCGAAAUUUACAAUAACUAUCCGAAAAACAGCGACGAUUGCAUCAUCCACGUUCCGAAAGAAAAGAAAACAUCGUAUGUACCUACAUUAACAGUUCGAAGAAACUCAGAUUCAUCCGAUCGUAUCUACAAAACUAAUAUUAAUAAAAAUAACAGUAUAACAGAAAAUGAUAAAAAGAUGAUUUCGUAUACUUUAAGUAAAGAGAUUUUAGAAAAAAUUGGUAAACGCAAAGAAACGUCCUUACCAUUAGUUAUUGGAAAAGAAGUUUUAGGAGCAGUCGCAACAGCAGACGCAAAUAUAAAAGAAGUAGAAGUAGAAAAACAACCCAAACAACCUAUAGUAAAAACAAAUGCUCUUUCUAACGCUAAAAUAUCUUUUAGUGAAACUGAAAGCGGAAGCACGGAUGAAAGUACAAAAACAGUUAUUUGUACAGAACAAAAUAAGGACGUUAAAAAGAAAGUAGAAUAUUUCGAACAAGCAAAAGAACACCAACCAUACAUCCCAACUGUUUAUAAACCUGCUGAUGAUUGCUCUAACCAUUCCCCAACGGAAAUUCCACAAAAUAAACCUUUAUCCCAAUCAAAGUCGGUACAGAGUUUUAAAGAAUAUUUUGGCGAAAGAAAUUUAAUGAAAUUCGCGACAAUACCGUUAUCGGCUAGUAGAAAACAAAAAUUUUCUCCGAAAAAACCCGAACUCCGAGCUAUCGAAAUCAGCCCGAUUCGUUCGGAAGUUUCAAUCGACACCAUAAGCAAUGAUAGUCUUUGUAGAAGUAGGUCGAUUUCACCUUAUUCGAAUGAAAUAAAUGAAAAACCCCCAAUCAAAACAGGCGAAGUAUCGCGUCUUCGAAACAAAUUCGAAUACGAAGAUAUUUACGGCAACGUUAUCCUAAGAAGAUCGAAAAGUGAAUCAGAUAUGCAUAAUAUGCGAUCAAAUUACAAUUUCGGUUACGUAGAUACUUUAAGAAGGAAAUACGAGUUUCCUGCGUAUUCGGGAAGAGGUAGGAGUCGAACAAGAAAAGGUGGCGUUGUAUCCCCGUUAUUUUUAAGAGCCGAAGAUAGAUUCAUGCCUCACAUCAACAUUAUAAGUAAAAUAGCGAGUCUUUAUACCAGAAAAAAUACCAAAAACGGAAAUGAAAAGUAUAAAAAAAGCAUGGAAGAAUUAGCCGAAAUUCUCGGUUGUCCCUUAGGAGAAGUAGAAAAACUACGUGAGAAAUUCGAUAGUCAAGAAGAUAUAUCUUUAAUGGGUCACAUGUACACGUCUUCCCCAACUAUACACGAACUAAAAGAUAUAGCUCCUUAUUUAACAGCCGAUUGGACGGCUCAUAGAUACCCGAGAAUAGAAGAUAACACAAGAUCUUUAUCGUCUCCGGAGCAUUCAGUAGCAUCCCGAGAUACAUCAUUAGUUCGAAAAGACAAACGUAGACCUAAAUCAACCUCACCCUUUCCGGAACCACUCAAAUCUUCCUCAAUUCUGAAACCUCUUCAACAACAUCCCAGGUACAAAAAUGGGUGGAGUGUUUGCUCGAAACCGACGGUUUCGUUCAAAGACCCAGAACCUCCCGUUCCGCCACCCAAAGGAGUAUCCUCAAGAAGUCUGGCUCCAGAAUCGCCAAGGAAAUAUGUGGAAAACGAAGUAACGAUCCAUUACAAGACGCCCGUUCGUCAAGAAAUCAAAGAAUACGUAAGCGAAGACGAGCUGGCGCAUCGACAAGCAGAGGCCAUGAAGAAAAUCUAUCAAGAAGAGAGGCGGAAGAAAUAUCUGCAGGUUAGCAAGUCACUUCAAGAACUUCAAGACAUGAAUUCCAGACGACACACAGACAAUUUUAUUCCCUCCCAAAAAUCUCCAAUAUCCCUAAAUAGAUACGACGACUUCGACGAUCUUAGCCCUUCGUUGAAACAAAGACCUCGAUCUCCAGAUCCUCGUAUUUGCGCUAGAGCCCUUUACAAUUUCGUCGGUCAGUCGUCUAGAGAACUAACUUUCCGAAAAGGUGACGUCAUUUAUCUCAGAAGACAAAUCGACAAGAAUUGGUAUGAAGGUGAACUGAACGCCAUGGUUGGACUUUUUCCUGCUAAUUAUGUAGAAAUUAUACCAUUUGAAGGUUUAAAGGCGAAAUCUACUCUUCGAAAGGCCCACGAAGGACAAGCCCGAGCUAAAUAUAAUUUCGUCGCUCAAACCCACUUGGAACUGUCACUUGCAAAAGGUGAACUGGUAGUAAUAACGAGAAAAAUAGAUGAUAAUUGGUUUGAAGGAAAAAUUGGUGGAAGGAAAGGUAUCUUCCCUGCUAACUACGUUGAAGUUCUGAUCGACCCUCAAACGCCACCUCCUUCCAAUACGAAACCAGUAGCGUCUCCAGCGGCCCAUUCUCUUCUACAUAAUGGUUCUUUAGGCGGUAAAGAAUCGAUGGGUUCUCACAGCUAUACACCUUCGUUAUCGGGAACACAAUUAAGCUCUAGCUAUCACGCUAAACCGGUUCAAGUUAUUAGCAACAGUUCGUAUGGAAAUUUGAAUACCAACAAAAAUUCCUUACUCAGUCAAGCGCUCCAUAUAGAAACUCCAAGUGAACCAACACCAUAUCGAGCUUUAUAUAAGUACAAACCUCAAAACGAUGACGAAUUAGAACUGAAUGAAGGAGAUACGGUUUACGUUUUAGAAAAAUGCGACGACGGUUGGUACGUCGGUUCUAGCGAAAGAACAGGAGCUUUUGGUACCUUCCCCGGAAACUACGUAGAAAAAAUAUAGCAGAAGAAACCUUUAAUCUAUCUCGUGUAAAUGUAAUAAGCUACCAUAUGUGGUGCCUCAAUUGUCAAUCAUUUGAUUAAAGUAAUUAUGAUUGUUCUCAAUCAAUGUUUUAGUUAAGAACAGUUUCAAAACAUACAAUUGAAUUUUCAGUACAUCACAUAUAAAUAACAUUCUUUUGAAUUUAUUUCGUUCAUAUGAACGAAAUUGUCUUCCAUUUUGUUUUCCAGUACAAUCAUAUCACUUUAAUCAAAGUUAUAACACUAUUGACGUAAUGUGUGUAUCAACUGCCAAAUUUUUCAUAAAAAAUCCAACACGUUAUAAUUUACUCCAUCAUAUUCAAAGAAUCUCCAAACUACGAAAAAUUAGCAAAAUUUCAACAGCAAAAAGACAUAAUUUGACCCCCUGGAAAUUAUAUCUGAACGCCUAUGUUGUUAUUUCGACCGUCUUCCCUAAAAUGACGUUUGGCGACAAUAACAUAGACAUAGCAAUGACAUAGACAUACGUUAUUCGUGCACUUUCUGUAUUGAAAAGGUGUGCCAAGAAAGUAACUACCUCUGUUCUACUAGUAAAAUGAGAUAAAAGAAUAGAUAAAUAGAAGUUAGAGGAAACAUCUAUAACAUUUUAUAGAAAUAACUAUACUGAAACCUUCUUUGUGUGUCAUUAUAAUCUUGGAACACGACUUUUAUCGAUGCCCAGUCUAGUAAUAUUAUGUCUAUGGUUAAUGAGGAUCCGCUGAACUACUAUUGUGUGUCUUCAUUGUUUCUGUUUACUUCAAAUUUUCAAUUCACUAUUCAUAUUUACAGAGAAUUUGAACCUAGUUGUAAUUUUAAACUUUCAUAUUCAUCAAUAAGCUUGUACUGGAGCUCCUUUUAAUAUACUACAAGUAUAGUUUUAGAAAUUAUCAAAAAAACAGUUGAAAUAUUUGAAAAAACAGUUAAAAAGCGAUGAACCCAACUUUAUCCGAAGUUACUUUAGAGAGCUCUGGUAGAAUAAAACACUAAAAUGAACUAAAAUGCACAUUAUACAUCGAGUAGUCAAUUGAUAUACGUUUUGUAUAGUUUUACAACAAAUAAUACCUAAAAACAAUCAAAUCUCAUAAUUAUCAUAUUAUACAAUCUAAUUUUACCAAAGUACAAAAGCCUUUUAUGAUAUUAUUCCAUCGAAAACUAUUUCAAAACGAUAUUUAAGGAAAUAAGUGUAAAAAAAACAGUAACACCUUAAACAUAACCUAGAAAAUCGAAACAUUUUAUCAUUUGUUAGAUGUACAAAACUUGAAAUACAUUUAUACACACAAAAAAUCAUUUUUUUGUAUAUCCUUUAUUACCGUACUCUAUUGCAUACAAAUAUAUUAAUUUGAUGAUUGUCGUACUCGUACAUUCAGUGGCUUAUCUAAAAGGUGGGUCCAUGAGCACUACUUGAAAUAAUUUAGACAUUUAUUGUAAUCAUCCAGGUACAGAUCGUUUGCUAGUGUAUUGGGAUGAUCUAUUCUGAUACUUCACAAGCAACUUGUCAUUGUUAUACGAAGUUCUUUGCAGAGUUGUUUUAAUAAUUUUGAUUAGAAGCGCUGUUUUAUUUAUAUAUUUGUUUAUACCUAAUAACUUCUACAUCUUAACAAGUAUGUCAAUUAGUGGUUCUUAAUAAAAGUAGAGGUGUAGAUUUUUUUUUAAUUUUAUGAUGGAAUGAGUUUUAGUUGGAUUUGUGAGUAACUAAUACGUUGGAUUCUUUAAUGAUUUGAGCACAAUUUUUAAUAUUUCCGCCAAAGAAAAGCGUUACCUUUUCAGAAAAAAAAAAUAUAAAAUUUUACGUAUAUCAUUAGAAUUUAAGUAAAAGUCAUAUUUUCUUGAUAUUAUCACAAUAAUAACUAAAAAUUACUAACUUAGUUUUUAGGUAACUAACAAUUUGUUUAACUAAUAAAAAUCUUAGUUUUCAUAAAGAUGCAUUCUAGUCACUAGCCAAAAGGUAAUUUGUUAGCGUAGUAUAUACGAGGCGUCUCGAAAAGAGCUUAAAUUUUAUAAUAUUUUACCCUGCACCAAAAAGCGCUUAUGAGUCUUACAUGUCCAGUGAAUGACGGGAAAAAGUGUAUUUUUCAUAUACUAUAAUUUAUAACCACUUUCGGUCCUUAACAACCACCCCUUAUAAUAAUUAUUAUUAAAAAAUAAUUAUUAUGUUAUUAAACAAUUAUUUAAAUGAUUAAAUAAUAUCGAUUUGCAUCAAAAUUUGGAUUUAGGUUCUAUGUACUCUCUUUUUUAAAGUUAAGCUUAUGCCGGGGGUUGAUUUUUAUUUAUUAGGGGUGAAAACUUCCCCCCAUUCGAAAAAAUUAAUAAAAUACUAGUUUCGAGCGUGUAAUUAUCUGUAAAUACUUCAAAUUAACGUCGUAUAAAAAACUAUUCAUCAAUAUACAAAUAUGCAUGUUCUAGUUUCUACAAAAAUGUGCUUGUGGUUUUUCCCCAUAACUCGCUUAGUUUUUAAGCAAUCAAUUCUUUAAAAAAAGCAUUUUGUAGGUGUUUUUUACAGCUAUAAGGUCAUAUAAAUUAAUGUUUUUUUUAGAUUUUUGAAAAGGUUCAUGUUAAAAGGUACUCUGCGCAAACUCACGUAAACUUUAAACGGCCAUAUCUAACUCAAUUUUGACCAUAUAAAAAAAAAUUAAACGCCAAAAUUUUCAGAAAAUAAAACUUUUUGUAGUAUACAAAAUUUUACGUACCAUUAAUAGUUUUUGAGUUAUUUUGAAGAAAAUGCGAUUUUUCUCUAAAUUACGUAAAUGAUUUUCUCACUUCAAGCUCAAUUUUUCCCAAAAAUAAGUACUUUAAUGAAUUGUAAAGUGGCAACGAUUUUUUUCCAACGAAAAAAUAGAAAUUAUUCUCUACAUAACUCGUUUAGUUUUGAUGCUAGGAACUUCUGUAAUAAAUAAAAAUAAAGGUUUAUAAAAGUACUUUAAAAAAGUCUUAUAAGUUUUCCACGAAAAAUGCAUUGGUUUUUAGUUAUUUUGCAUAGAAACUUUUCAUUUUGGCGUUUGAAAAUACCAAUCAACUUUUAACAAACAAUAAUUCAUAAAUAAGCAUUUUUUUAUAUAAACUAUCAUCUUGUUAUCUACAAAUUGUUCGAUUAAAUGUAUAUUUCGCCAAUUACUCGCGAAAAAUCGUUCGGAAACGUGUUUUUCUCACCUAAAAAUUACUCGAAAAGUAUUGACUUGCAGAAAAAACUUCAUAGAAUAAAAGUUGCUUAGAACAAAUCAAUUUAUGGAUUUACGAACUUAUUUCCAAUGAAAAAUGUUUCACCAGCCCUCGGCACAGGGUAGAUUUUGAAAUAGAGGGUAAGUAGUGUGGGAUAAAUACACAAGAAAAUAGUCAUUGACUGGACAAUAUUUGAACAUUGUUCUUCCGUAAUUGUAGAUAUAGAUAUUAUAUAUAUGUAUACAUGAAAAAUUGAAUUAUUAUCUACUUAUAUAAAUGUGUGAAUAAUCUUCCGAGAUGUCGGUCGAUUAAUUUUUUCCCCAAAUAAUAUAUAAUGUACCUUCUGUAGAUUGACCGUGUUUUCUAGUUUCUAACCCCCACCUGUAUAAGACUUAAAUUAUAGGAGUGCCUUUUGAAUACAAUACUGACUUUCAAAGUAGUAAUAUUUUUUGAGAUAAAGUGGCAACAAGGCUAGUAUUUGUAAAAGAUCAUGUAAAAUUGUAAAUUACGUUAUAGAUUCAGCUAUGUUGCCAUUUUUUCUGUUGUUAUUGUUUACUCUCUAAUUUAUAUUUACAACGUUAGAUGAAAAUUAUAUUUUUUCGCUUUGUCAAA
Messenger RNA from Diorhabda carinulata, 15073 nucleotides. RefSeq lists its product as uncharacterized. The record is from RefSeq and is a predicted model, not a curated record. Lineage: Eukaryota; Metazoa; Arthropoda; Insecta; Coleoptera; Chrysomelidae. Bases 705 to 11291 code for a protein of 3528 amino acids. Gene Ontology annotation, molecular function: protein binding. The transcript is spliced from 30 exons.